This is a messenger RNA of Aedes albopictus (Asian tiger mosquito), 3242 nucleotides long. RefSeq names its product aminoacylase-1-like. The transcript is spliced from 4 exons. The coding region runs from base 112 to 1332 and encodes 406 amino acids. Gene Ontology annotation, molecular function: aminoacylase activity. The record is from RefSeq and is a predicted model, not a curated record. Gene Ontology annotation, biological process: amino acid metabolic process. Lineage: Eukaryota; Metazoa; Arthropoda; Insecta; Diptera; Culicidae. Gene Ontology annotation, cellular component: cytoplasm.
GCACGUUAACUGUUAACGACCAGUGAGAUUUUAUAUAGCCAUGACCAACGGACUAACUUGCCAGUUUCGUUUCAGAAGCGAUCUGUGGUUGUCUACUUUUCAAGAGCAACAAUGGAGUGCAAUCAGAAAACAAAAUUUACAGAGUGGGAAAAUAAUAAAGAUAUUCAAAUAUUUCGAGAUUAUCUCAAAAUUCCGUCAGUGCAUCCGAAUGUAAAUUAUAACGAAUGUGUUGAGUUUUUAAGGAAUCAAGCUGAUGUAUUGGAACUGCCUUCGAAGGUCGUUGAGAUUAACCAGGGAAAGCCAAUUGUCAUCAUCACUUGGUUGGGUACAGAGACAGAGAAGAAAUCGAUUCUUUUGAAUUCACACAUGGAUGUUGUGCCAGUAUAUCCGGAGAAAUGGACUUAUCCACCUUUUUCUGCGCAUAUGGACGAGCAAGGUCGUAUCUACGGGCGAGGAUCACAAGACAUGAAAUGCGUAGGAAUACAGUUUCUGGGUGUGAUUCGUGCACUGAAACAUGAAGGGCGCAAAUUGAAACGCACUCUUCAUGUAAUUUUUGUACCAGAUGAGGAAAUCGGUGGUGUGCUGGGAAUGAAGGAUUUCGUGCAGUCAAAUUAUUUUAGGGAACUGAAUUGUGGCUUCGCCAUUGAUGAAGGUUACGCUUCGGAAACAGAUACGUUCCGUCUAUUUUAUGGUGAACGCACUCUAAAACCUGUUCAUUUCACCAUAUCUGGUACGCCUGGACAUGGAUCUCUACUCUUACCGGGAACAGCGGGUGAAAAAGCACGCAAACUAAUUGAUAAAAUGAUGGAUUUCCGACAAAGUGAAGAACAAAGAUUAGAGGCCAACAAUGAAUUGACUGUCGGUGAUGUAACUACUGUUAAUCUAACCAUGAUGUCGGGUGGAGUACAAAGCAAUGUGAUUCCUCCAGAAUUCAAGCUGUGUUUUGAUGUUCGGAUAGCACACAACAUAACAAUAGAAGAAUUCGAACGACUUGUGGACGCGUGGUGCGAAGAAUCAGGAGGAGGCAUUAAAAUAGACUACGGUGUUUAUCCUUUUGUCGAAUCUACAAAACUGGAUGAAUCCAACAAAUAUUGGGUUGUUUUCAAGCAAGCCCUGCAACACAUGGAUUUGAAGGUUAAGCCACAGAUAUUGCCAGGAGCAACAGACAUUCGAUACAUACGAGAGUUGGGGAUUCCGGCUAUCGGAUUUUCACCAAUGAAUAAAACUCCUGUUUUAAUGCAUGAUCAUGAUGAGUAUUUGCACGCUGACAUAUUUCUGAAAGGUAUUGGCAUUUAUAAAAAUAUUAUAACUGCUGUAGCAAACGUUAAGUAAUAUAAGCAUAAAAAUAAACAAUAUAAAUACAAUCAUAAAUUAUACAAUGUCCACAAAGCAAACAAUGUAUACUGUAAGAGCAUGGUUCUCUUCAAGUAAUUCUAGGUUAGAUUUUAUUUUAUAUCGAUAUUUUUCUAAGCAUAAAAACUGAGAGGGUCAACUGACUCGUGUACAAGUAUGUAUCAAACAAAGAAUCAAACGCUUAGAAAAUGUAUUUUACUUCUGCUGAUCAACUGUGAACGGCGCGAUAGCUAAUUGCAGCACAUUCUACCAAAAAUCUCAAUUAUACUUGAUAUUCCUGUUUCUGCUAGCUUGUUGUGAACGUACAAAAAUAAAAAUUACGAAGUAUUGUAUUAUUGUUUAGUAUUAUCAAAACAUGGGGAAAAGUGUACUAAAACGUGAAAAUAUUUCGAACAACGCGUAUUACGUUAAAAAUAAGUGUCAGGAAGCAUGCCAAAUAUACAAUAGUUGCAUUUAUAACUUGACAAUGAAAGAUUAUUGUCGAAUUCCGAUUUUUGGUUUUGAGUUCCAAAAAAAAACUGGUGCAUGCAGAAAAUAGCAGUGCAUUUGUGAAACAUUAUUUGUUAAAAUUACAGAAUAUAUUGAUACUUUGUUGUACCGAAUACAGAGUAAAAUACCGAGCGUUUCGAGACAUUUGCAGUGUAAUUGUAAAAAAUAGGAACGGUAAAGGCUUCUUUAGUGGUGUUGAGAUAAUUCCAUAUUCUGAAUCUGCAUGCCAAACUGAGCCGAAAUCCAAAUUUUCAUUAAUUUUGGUGCCCGGGAACCUAUUUAAAAAUCAAUUUGAAAUUUGUAUGGGAGCGAUUUGUCGAAUCACCCCUCGUCGCAUUUUGUACUGAGCGGAGCUGUCAAGCAGUUGCCCAGCUGUCAAAAGGUGAUUUAAAAAAUCUCUUUGAAAUUGAUUUUAGAUACCAAAAUAAAGUUCUAAAAAUCUGAAAAAAUCAUAGCGGCCCAGAAAAAGAUGCUCUUUCGUUUAAAAAUAAAAAAUCAUUGAAUUUUUCUUGAUUGGGUUUUUAAAUUAAGAAAAAUUCAAUGAUUUUAUAUUUUUAAACGAAAGAGCGUCUUUUUCUAAGCCACUAUGAUUUUUUUCAGAUUUUUAGAACUUUGUUUUGAUACCUUAACCUUUUGGAGCCGAUUUGUUUCGCCGCUGUCGACGCAACCUCGCUGGUGUCGAACACGUUUGUUAUGCUCGGUUUCAUCGCCGGGGUCAUAUAUGACCCCUCCGGCUCCAAAGGGUUAAAUCAAUUUCAAAAAGAUUUAUUCAAAUCAUCUUUUGACAGCUGGGCAACUGCUUGACAGCUCUGCCCAGUACAAAAUCCGACGAGGGGUGAUUCGACAAAUCGCUCCUAUACAAACUUCAAGCUGAUUUUUAAAUAGGUUCCCGGGCUCAAAAAUUCAUGAAAAUUUGGAUUUCGGCUGAGUUUGGCAUGCAGAUUCAGAAUAUAAAAUUAUCUCAACAUCGCUUAAAAAGCCAAUUAAAAAACCCAAUUGCGUAACUGAGAUCUUCUUGAGACCAGUAGCCUCUACCCAGCAACUCCAAUUCCUACGGCAAAAUUAAUUUUAUAAUGCUUUUGAAGUAUUCUUUAACACUUGUGCUUUAAAACCAUGCAUAAACCAAAUUGCUCUGCAAAACAACAUCAACUCAACCAUAAACCCGCCAUAAGACCAAAGAGGCCCAUCCUAAGAUGCUCUUGAAGAGUUGUUUUUAAAUUUCUCUUAAAACUUGUUGUACUUCCCAAGUUGUCCUCAAGGCGAAUUACUCUCUCCUUGUAGAAUUCUUCAAGUGCACGAUAAAACGAUAAUAAAUUUGUCAGUGUUGUUGCUGAUGCAGCUUUUAUGUCGACAGAAAUGUUUGAUGAAAUAAAUUGAAAAAAAAAACACAAUGAAAAUGA